UUGACUCCCCAUGCAUUUCGGGCAUAACGAGAUCGUUGGCUUAGAUGCGCUAGCCUAGGAUUGGACUGCGUUAAGAUGUCGUCGAGCAACGGCGGACUCACCAGUGCCAGCAACGGCCGCAGCGGUAGCACCGGCAGCGCAAACAUAAACCUUAAUCUCAAGGGCCAGGAGCGGGCUGUCGGAGCGGCCUCUGGGGCUGGUGGAUCAGGUGCCACGACCACGUCAAUUACACAUAAAACACUGCCGGACCUGAAGACGCAGAGGAGCAAUAGCGCAUGUACCGCCCACGAGUCACUUACCGCCCUUCGUCGCAUCGCGCUGCCGGAAAAGUCGCCCGAGAAGCCGCUAAGCUAUGCUGCGCCCCAAAGCCCCUUAAGCAAAGAGGCUAAGGACGGCCACCUGGUGUACUGCGAUGGGCGGCUACACUCGGGUCCGCUGCAAUCACUCAUUGUCCACAUGGUCCCUACCCACGAAUACUACCCGGAUGACGGAUUUGUUUCGCAGUUCCUCCUUAGCGCCCCUUUUGUGCGCCCCCACGAACUUUUGGCGCAGAUCUCUCAGACUUGGGAACAACAGCAGCAGGAUGUGAGCGCCGGCGGAGACGUGGUGGACGAUGCCGGACAGGUGCCUGGCCGACCCAUGCUGCUUAGCAUCAAUUCCGCUUCGCCGCUGACGCAGCGGAAGGGAUCCGCGGCGGCUGUUGCAGCUUCCAGUUCGGAGCUGGAGCCGCGACCCCAGCAGCGGACGAGCACUCAGCGCUCUGCCCAGUACUGCAUAAGGCUGCUUUCGGAAUGGAUCGAGAUCUUUCCGUACGACUUCAGAGAUGAGCGGCUAAUGCAACAGGUUCGCAUUUUGGCGAGGAAGUGCGUAUAUAUCGACAAUUCGCUGGGCAAGCAGGUAUCGCGUAUACUGCAGCUACUAGUUUCCCGGCUAACGUCACUAGAGCAGUACGAGGAGUUUCUGCAGACGCUAACCUCGGAGGAGGCACAGAGUCAGCAGCAGCAGCAGCACCACCACCACGGACAUCAUCAUCACUUGCACAAUGCCUUUCAGACCUUUUUGGGCACCUCUUCCCAUGCCAACGGUGCCAGUGGCGGCGGAUCAACCAGCGGCACCUCUAAUUCCUCCUCAAGUGGCCACACCUCCUCUGCCUCCACCUCCAACUCGAUCUCCACAACUCCACAGCCGGACGAAGUGUUCGGCAUUAUGGACAUGUGUCCAAGCUGUGCCGACUUGGCACACCAGCUGACUGCCAUCGAGCUGGAGCGCUUGUCGCACAUUGGGCCGGAGGAGUUUGUCCAAGCCUUCACAAAGGAUUACCAGCAGAAGGCCAAGGAUGGGAGCAAGGAGGGCAGCAAAGGAAAAUGCAUUGGAGGCGGUGGUGGUUCGUUGAACGACAUGAAAAAGACACGGAACUUGGAGUCUUAUGUGCAAUGGUUCAAUCGCCUCAGUUAUUUGACGGCCAGCGAGAUUGUCAAGUACCCUAAGAAAAAGCAGCGUGUGCGUAUUAUAGAGUAUUGGAUUGAGACAGCCCGCGAGUGCUUCAACAUUGGCAACUUUAAUAGUCUGAUGGCCAUUAUAGCUGGUCUAAACCUGGCGCCCAUAGGCAGACUUAAGAAGACGUGGGCCAAAGUGCAAUCGGCCAAGUUCUCCGUGCUGGAACAUCAAAUGGAUCCAACAUCGAACUUUAACAGCUAUCGCUCCACGCUCAAAGCUGCGAUGUGGCGCUCGGAGGGCGCUACUGAGGAACGAGAACGCAUAAUCAUUCCAUUCUUUAGUUUAUUUGUUAAGGACUUGUACUUUCUGAACGAGGGCUGUUCAAAUCGACUGCCAAACAAUCAUAUCAACUUCGAGAAGUGCUCCCAACUGGCCAAACAAGUGAUGGAGUUUAACGAGUGGAAAAAAGUGAACUGUCCUUUCGAGAAGCUGCCCAACAUCAUAGCCUAUCUUCAACACAGCGCAGUGCUCAAUGAGAACACUCUUUCGUUGGCAUCCUUCGAGUGUGAGCCAGAGAACACGGAGGAGAAGGACCGCUACAAGACCGUAAAGGCGGAGACAAAGCAACAACUGCUACAGCAGCUGCAAGAGCAGCAACAAUAGUCGCAGUAACCACUAUGUAGAGGGUAGACUAAGCUACGCUUAAGCGCUUGCCAUGAUUAUUUUUUCACUAGAGCCGUAAGACCGGGGAUAUUUAAGUCUAAGUUAAUGAGAAGAUGAGUACAGAGGGUCAAACAAGCCCCAAGCCCUGAUUAGCCCCUUGCUGCGAAAGAAAAGCUUUUGAAGCUAAAUUGUGUCAAU
Messenger RNA from Drosophila gunungcola (fruit fly), 2298 nucleotides. RefSeq names its product ras-GEF domain-containing family member 1B-like. Gene Ontology annotation, biological process: Ras protein signal transduction; positive regulation of GTPase activity. Gene Ontology annotation, cellular component: plasma membrane. Gene Ontology annotation, molecular function: guanyl-nucleotide exchange factor activity. The record is from RefSeq and is a predicted model, not a curated record. Lineage: Eukaryota; Metazoa; Arthropoda; Insecta; Diptera; Drosophilidae.